This is a messenger RNA of Loxodonta africana (African savanna elephant), 1897 nucleotides long. RefSeq names its product olfactory receptor 52I1-like. Bases 413 to 1387 code for a protein of 324 amino acids. Gene Ontology annotation, molecular function: G protein-coupled receptor activity; olfactory receptor activity. Lineage: Eukaryota; Metazoa; Chordata; Mammalia; Proboscidea; Elephantidae. Gene Ontology annotation, biological process: G protein-coupled receptor signaling pathway. Gene Ontology annotation, cellular component: plasma membrane. The transcript has a single exon. The record is from RefSeq and is a predicted model, not a curated record.
CGAGUGCACACAAUAAACUCACAGGCAGAGUGGGGGAGAGGUGGCACUUAUCAUACUGUAUUGGAAUUGAGAAUUUACGUCCCUCAGAGCUCAGCAUGGGAGGUGCGGUAGAAGCUUAGAUGACUAGUACCUCACUUAGCCUGGGGAUGGGAUGGGGGAUAAGAUAGAGCAGAGUUUUCCCAUGAGGUGAUCCUUGAAAGGUUAAUAGAAAUUUGUAAGGCAAAGAUGGAGGAAGAUGAAAGAUGGAGCGGAGUAACUUUGUCAGAUAUCAGUUUUCUGAUCCCAUGGUCCACUUAGCUGAGACUAUUACUGGACUCUCUCAAUACCAUAGCUAAGAACAAGUCUUACUGGAUUGCAUUCUUUCUUUUUUUUUAACAUCACUUUAUGCAUUAAUAGGUUACCAGUGUCAUCUAUGAUGCUGGGGCUACACUACAACCACACAACAGAACCCCCUGCCAGCUUCUUCCUUGUGGGUAUUCCGGGGUUGCAGUCCUCACAUCUUUGGCUGGCUAUCUCACUGAGUGCCAUGUACAGCACGGCCCUGUUGGGAAACAUCCUCAUCAUGACUGUAAUCUGGGUGGAUUCCACUCUACAAGAGCCUAUGUACUGGUUCCUGUAUGUUCUGGCUGCUGUGGACAUUGUUAUGGCCUCCUCUGUAGUACCCAAGAUGGUGAGCAUCUUCUGCUCAGGAAAUAGCUCCAUCAGCUUUAAUGCUUGUUUCACUCAGAUGUAUUUUGCUCACAUGGCCACAGCUGUGGAGACAGGGCUGCUGCCGGCCAUGGCUUUUGACCGCUAUAUAGCUAUCUGCAAGCCCCUACAUUACAAGAGAAUUCUCACACCUCCAGUGAUGCUGGGAAUAAGCAUGGUCAUCAUUAUCAGAGCCAUCAUAUUCAUGACUCCACUGAGUUGGAUGGUGAGUCAUGGACCUUUCUGUGGCUCCCAUGUGAUCCUCCAUUCCUACUGUGAGCACAUAGCUGUGGCCAAGUUAGCAUGUGCUGACCCCAUGCCCAGCAGUCUCUAUAGUCUGAUUGGUUCUUCCAUUAUUGUGGGCUCUGAUGCAGCCUUCAUUGCUGCCUCCUAUAACCUGAUUCUCCGGGCUGUAUUUAGUCUCUCCUCGAAGAAUGCUCAGUUGAAAGCAUUAAGCACAUGUGGUUCCCACAUGGGGGUUAUGGCUCUGUACUACCUACCUUGGAUGGCAUCCAUCUAUGUGGCCUGGCUAGGGAAAGACAGAGUGCCCCUGCACACUCAAGUGCUGCUAGCUGACCUGUACCUGGUCAUCCCACCCACCUUAAACCCCAUCAUCUAUGGCUUGAGGACUAAACAAAUGAGGGAGCGAAUAUGGGGUUUGCUGAUGCACUGCCUUUUAGACCAUUCCAACCUGGGCUGAUGAAUCCAAAAUCUGUUCAGACUUUGAGCAUUCCAGUCAGCUUUAAAGAUGCCUUAGGGGUCUGUGGAACUGUUUGGUUCACUUAAGACAUAUAGGAAUUCUAAGAGGAAUCUCUUAAGGGUAAUCUUGUAUAACUUUUCAGUUUCUAGCAAGAGUGUGAAUGAAAUGAUUCUAAAUUUUUAACAUCAUUUUUUAAUGGUUUUAACCAACUAGUGUCUGAAUAAGAGAAAGGUCUGAGCAAAGAAUGUAGAUUUGGGGUUUUUCUUUCCUUAGCUUCUGACCCAUAUUUCCAACCUAAUAUUCUAUCAGUCCCUCUGCAGAAGGAAACAAUUGUUUGGUUGCCCCACAUCUGGCUGCUUUCCUCAGAACUGCCCUUUUCUUCAUGGAAUUACAGAGAAGCUGUUACUAUAGGACCCUGCUCACUGGCCCACUGCAUCCACUCAGUUUGGGUCCUUCAUGGACUCCAGUUUAUCUGAGAUAUAAACUUGGGAUCACUGAUGAUGGCCACUU